CUUCCUUCCUUCCCUCCCGGCCCCGGGAUGGUGGAGGCGGCUCCCGGCCGCGGGCCGCUGCGGAAAACCUUCCUGGUGCCGGAGAUCAAACCCCUGGACCAGUAUGACUUCCCGCGGGCCAAGACGGCCGCCAGUCUGGCCUGGCUGCUCCGAGCCGCCUUCGGAGGCGCAGAGCACGUGCCCACAGAACUGUGGGAGCCCUUCUACACGGACCAGUACGCCCAGGAGCACAUGAAGCCACCGGUGACCCGGCUGCUGCUGUCAGCCGAGCUGUACUGUCGGGCCUGGCGCCACGCGCUGCCCAAGAUGGAAGCCCCACCUGAUCCCCCCGCCCUGCUGGCCCUGUUGGCGCGCCGGGGGCUAACGCCUGCCCUGCCCGAGCGGCCGGUCCGCGAGGCCGACCUGCGCCACCAGCCCAUCCGCAUGGGUGCCCACCUAGCAGUGAUCGAUGCGCUGAUGACAGCCUUCGCCAUCGAGUGGACCCGGCCCCUCGCGGAGCCCGCAGCCCCCGGGGGCUGGGAGAACAAAAUCCUCCUUUGGGUGGACACGACCGUGCGGCGGCUCCAGGAGACCUCAGAGCGUGAGGCGGCGCAAAGGCCCUCAGGCCCCGUGCCCGAUGGCCCGGCCCAACCCUCGUGUCCCACCCGGUGGUACUGGAAACUGGUUCCUCACGCCAUCGCAUUCUGUUUAAAGGAAUCUGGGAGCAAACCCCCAGUGAUCCGUUACCGGAAAGACCGUGCCGUGGCCCGUCGGGCCCCCUGCUUCCCCGCUGUGUCUGGGCUGCAGGAUCUGGCCAGUGGGGCGGCACUGGCAGCCACCAUCCAUUACUACUGCCCCCAGCUGCUGCGCCUCGAGGAUGUCUGCCUGAAGGACACCAUGUCGGUGGCCGACAGUCUCUACAACCUGCAACUGCUCCAAGAUUUCUGUGCCGCUCGCCUCGCCGGGGGCUGCCCGCUGGCCCUGGAGGACCUGCUUUAUGUCCCCCCCAUCCUCAAGAUCAAUAUCGGGGUGCUCCUGGCAGAGCUGUUUUUCUGCUUCGAGGUCCUGAAGCCGGACUUCGUCCGCCCCAAGGAGUUACCUGAUGGGCAAGGCUCCCCCCGCCUCAGCGACACGUCCACCCCACCGAGCGGCAAUGGGAGCAGUUCUCCGGUCUUCAACUUCCGGCACCCACUCUUGUCCCCCGGGGGCCCUCAGUCCCCACUCCGGGGCUCUGCAGGCUCCCUGCACCACUCUCCUUCGCUGUCCCACGUGGAGGGAUUUGGGAAGACCUGGAACCGCCAGCUUAGCCGCCCCCUGUCGCAGGCCAUCUCCUUCAGCAUCCCCUUUGGGCUGGAUAGUGACGUGGACAUCGUGAUGGGGAACCCGGUGCUCCUGCGCUCGGCCAGCUCGGACAGCCUGGGCCCCCCGAGCCGGGCCCCAGCCUUCGCCCCGCCGGCUCCCCGGCCCCCGCCGCACCCCGUGGAGCCGGCCCCGGAGCCCGGGGACCUGCCCACCAUCGAAGAGGCCUUGCAGAUCAUCCACAGCGCCGAGCCCCGCCUGCUACCCGACGGAGCGGCCGACGGCGCCUUCUAUCUCCACUCUCCCGAGGGGCCCCCGAAACUGCCGCCCGAGGGGCCUUCCAAAAGCGGCGGCCUGCCUGCCUACCACCCCCACCCGGAGGGCUCGCCGAAACCGGCCCCGGCGGCCCCGUGCCCGCCCGAGGCGUCCCCGAAAGCUCCCCCGGCCACGGCCCCCGAGGGCCCGGUGCGCAUGACCAGUUUCGCCGAGCGCAAGAAGCACCUGCUGAAGCCGGAAGGGCGGGCCGAGGAGGAGGCGGCGGCGGCGGCGGCGACGACGGCGGCGGCGGGCGUGGGGGCGGCGGGGCCCGAGACCCUGACGUCGGAGAUGAGUUCGGAGAUGAGCCAGCUGGGGGCCCGGCUGGAGGAAAAGCGGCGGGCCAUCGAGGCCCAGAAGCGGCGCAUCGAGGCCAUCUUCGCCAAGCACCGCCAGCGGCUGGGCAAGAGCGCCUUCCUGCAAGUGCAGCGGCGCGAGGCGGGCGAGGACGGUCCGGAGGAAGGCCUGGAGGAAGGCCCGGACGGCGGGGAAGGCGAGCAGCCAGCCGGGGAGGACCGGGGAGAGGCCCUCGAGCGGCCCCCCGAGCGGGCCAAGACGGUGACCUUCGGUCCGGAGGUGGGGCGCCCGGCGGAGGAGAACCUCGGGGACUACAACCGGGCGGUGAGCAAGCUGAGCGCGGCCCUCAGCUCCCUGCAGCGGGACAUGCAGCGACUGACGGCCCAGCAGCAGCGGCUCCUGGGGGACAAACAGCCGCCGCCACCCCCGCUCCCGGGCCCGGCGGCCUGGGUCAUCCCCGCCCCGGCCUCCCCCGCCCGGCCUCUGUCGCCGUCCCCCGCCCGCCGGGUGGCGCCCCCGCCUCGCUCGCCCCAGCCGGGCCCCCGCCGGGCAACCCCGCCGGCCGCGGCCCCCGCGGCCCCCAAGAGCCCCAAGCACGCGCGGCCGGCGGAGCUGAAGCUGCUGCCGCCGCUCACCCGAGUGCUGACCCCGCCGAACAACGUGGACACCCUCCCCCACCUGCGCAAGUUCUCGCCCUCCCAGGUGCCCGUCCAGACCCGCUCGUCCAUCCUCUUUGACGAGGGCGGCGGGGCCCCCGGGGCCCGGUCCGAGCCUGGGGGCGACCCCCCCGGGAACCCCGUGGAGGCGGCGGGCGGCGGGGCCCGGCCGGGGCCGGACGGCGGGGCCCAGGCGGCCACGUCCUCAGCGGAGCGGCGCUCCACCCUCAUCGAGAUCCCCCUGGGCAGCCUGCGGCCCGAAGGCGGGGACGAGGACGCGAGCCCCCCCGGGGACGACUCGCUCGAGGAGGCCGCGGAGGCCGAGCAGAGAGCCGGGCUGGGCUUCUUUUAUAAGGGCGAGGAAAAGCCGGAGGACGAGAUGGCACAGAAGCGGGCCAGCCUUCUGGAGAGGCAGCAGCGCCGGGCCGAUGAGGCCAAGCGGCGGAAGCAGUGGCUGGAGGCCGAGAAGGAGCAGAAGAAGGAGGCGGCGGCCCGGCUGGCGCAGGAGGAGAGGGGCCGGGUGGAGGAGGAAGGCGGGGCCCGGCGGGGCGACUUCACGCGCCAGGAGUAUGAGCGGCGGGCGCAGCUGAAGCUGAUGGAGGACCUGGACAAGGUGUUGAGGCCGCGAGCCGCCGGGCCCGGCCGGGGAAGGCGGGCGGCUCGGCCCCGCUCCGGCUGCUGUGAUGACUCGGCCCUGGGGCGCAGCCCGGCCCGUGGCCUUCUGGGCUCCCGGCUCAGCAAGGUCUACUCUCAGUCCACCCUGUCGCUCUCCACUGUCGCCAACGAGCCGGCCAACAGCCUUGGGGUCAAGAGAUCGUCCCGGGCCCCAUCUCCCUCUGGCCUCAUGUCCCCCAGCCGUUUACUGGGCAGCCGAGAGAAAGACUGGGAGAAUGGGAGCACGGCCUCGUCCCCGGCUUCGGUGCCGGAGUACACAGGUCCCAAGCUGUACAAGGAGCCCAGUGCUAAAUCUAACAAAUAUAUCAUCCACAACGCCCUCUCUCACUGCUGUCUGGCCGGCAAGGUCAAUGAGCCUCACAAAAACCGCAUCCUGGAGGAGAUCGAGAAGAGCAAAUCCAACCACUUCCUGAUCCUGUUCCGGGACUCGAGUUGCCAAUUCCGAGCCCUGUACACGUUCUCCGGGGAGACGGAGGAGAUGUCCCGCCUGGCCGGCUACGGGCCCCGCACCAUCACCAAGUCCAUGGUUGACGGCAUCUACAAGUACAACUCGGACCGCAAGCGCUUCACCCAGAUCCCGGCCAAGACCAUGUCCAUGAGCGUGGACGCCAUCACCAUCCAAGGUCACCUCUGGCAGUCCAAGAAGCCCAGCACCCCCAAGAAGCCCAGCACCCCUAAAUAGAAGGGGCCGCUCUCCUUCCCUCUCCCAUCCUUCAUUUCUAGGCCCGGGGUCUCCCUUGGGGCUGUUGGAGGAGGGGGGAAACGUCCACCGCAGGGCUGCGGUUGGCAGAGGGAGCUGCCGGCCCCUGUUGCUCUCGCUCUCUCUGCCUCCCUCCCUGGCUUUUUCACAGGGGGUAGAGAACCACCAAC
Messenger RNA from Tachyglossus aculeatus (Australian echidna), 4091 nucleotides. It is a transcript of the gene CAMSAP3, whose product is annotated as calmodulin regulated spectrin associated protein family member 3. Lineage: Eukaryota; Metazoa; Chordata; Mammalia; Monotremata; Tachyglossidae. Gene Ontology annotation, biological process: neuron projection development; negative regulation of microtubule depolymerization; cytoplasmic microtubule organization. Gene Ontology annotation, cellular component: microtubule minus-end. Gene Ontology annotation, molecular function: calmodulin binding; spectrin binding; microtubule minus-end binding. The coding region runs from base 28 to 3903 and encodes 1291 amino acids. The transcript has 19 exons. The record is from RefSeq and is a predicted model, not a curated record.